Molecule: messenger RNA, 3386 nt
Organism: Puntigrus tetrazona (Sumatra barb)
Lineage: Eukaryota; Metazoa; Chordata; Actinopteri; Cypriniformes; Cyprinidae
Product: Fc receptor-like protein 3
Exons: 18
Coding region: 158-2956 (932 amino acids)
Biological process (GO): cell surface receptor signaling pathway
Molecular function (GO): transmembrane signaling receptor activity
Source: RefSeq, a predicted model, not a curated record
CUCUGGAGGAACAAAGAUGACAUCAAACUCAUUCAUCAACAUUUUUUGAAGCGAUGCACUGAAGCUCACCCACAACAAUUCAAACAGAAACCAGAACAAAAAACAAAACUCGACAAGUCUGUCUUCGCUGACUGCUCUGUUUUGACUGCAGCUGCAAAUGGAAAGGUUCAAAAUCUUGCUUUUGACAGUGGCAGUGUUGGCGCAAGCAAUGUCUCAAAACAGCACUACUGAAUCUCCAGUUCAGAUUUCCAAGCCCAAGAUAACUGUGAAUCCAGAUCAUGGGGUGCUGUACAAUACUGAGAGCGUCACUCUGAGCUGUGAGAUCUCUGAAGGACCCCCGGGGUUACAGUAUGACUGGUACAAGGACUCAAAAGAUCUUGGUCAACAUCAGCGCAGCAUCACUGUGAACGAGAACGGAAAAUAUGAAUGCAAAGGAAAAAGAAGAGAGACUCGGUCUGAAAAAAGUGAUGUUUACACUUUAACUCUGAAAGAUCCUCCUAAAGCGCAGCUCACGGUGAAUCCUGAAUGGACAGAAUAUUUUGUGACUGAAAAAAUCAAUCUGCGGUGUAAGAUUGAAGACGGUUCUUCGGGCUGGAUCUUCGAGUGGAUAAAAGAUAGCUGGACUUCAGAAAAAGACGACGUCCAAACAUUGAAUGUAAAACACUCUGAUUCUGGAGAAUAUUCUUGUAGAGGAAAACUCAGUAACAGACAAGUAACUACUCAACAAAGUAAUACAUUUCAACUGAAAGUCAAAGAAAUGCCUCAAUCACAAGUUCAGUCUGACUGGACAGAAGCGUUUCCUGGUGAAAAAGUCACUUUGAAGUGUAAGAUGCAAGAUGCACUCAAAAAUUGUAACUAUAUGUGGUUCAAGGGCCAAACCAAGAUUGUCUCCAGCGGUGAAACAAAUAUAAAAGGAAACAGUCUCACACUCUCAGUUCAGUCCAGUCAUGACGGGGAGUAUGUGUGUCAAGCUGAGCUGCACCACAGAAAGGUGACGACUGAAAAAAGUGCACCGCAUUCGUUAAAAGUUCAUGGAUCAAAACCAACACUCCAUCUGCAGCAAGAUCCAUCAUACUCUGAGAUCUACACAGGAGAACAAGUCAAACUCACUUGUAACAUUCAAGAGCAGACGUCACAAUGGGAAUAUCAAUGGAAAAAAGAUUCUACACAAGAAAAUAGUCACAUUUACAUCAUCCCCAGUGCUGAACUCUCUCAUGAUGGGUCAUACACUUGUCAAGUAGGAAGGAGGGGGACCACAUUUUCACAGUCUAUAAAACUGACCAUAAGAGAACCGCCUCAGCCAAACUUGUCAGUAGCGCCUCUGUGGAAACCAUUUUACCCAACUGAAAAAGUAACCCUGAAGUGUUCAAUCGGUAAAGAUUCAAAUGAAUGGGGCUUUGAAUGGUUUAGAAAUGAAGCUCUGCUUAGAAGGGAUAAGGACACCUCUGAAGACACACUCUCAGCUAAAGCAAAACAUUCAGGAGAAUACACCUGCAGAGGAAAACAUAAGACGAGAACACCAGUGACUACAGGACGAGCAAAAGCUUUGCCACUUCAAAUUUACAAUAAAACACCAAGACCAAGCAUCAAUAAGCAUCAGUGGUUUGAACCCUUCUAUACUAAUGAGCGAGUCCAGCUUCAUUGUCACAUGUCCGGUAAUAGCUGGGAAUACCAGUGGUAUAAAAACUUAAGUGCUCUAAACACGAAUGAAGAAUUGACCCUUGACUCGCUAUCUGUCACUGACACUGGAGACUAUCACUGCAAAGCAAAGAGAGGAGACUUUUCUGUGGACAGUAUGACUCUACGAGUGCAAGUCCAAAAACUGCCUGAACUACAAAUCCAGUCUGAAUGGACAGAAGCAUUUCCUGGUGAACAAGUGUCUUUGCAUUGUGUGAAUGAACAUGUUUCUAACAACUGGACUUAUAUGUGGUUCAGGGGCUCAGACAAGAUUGUCUCCGGUGCUGAAUCAAACAUGAAAGGAGACAGUCUCACACUCUCAGUUCAGUCCAGUCAUAACGGGGAGUAUGUGUGUCAAGCUGAGCUGCACCACAGAAAGGUGACGACUGAAAAAAGUGCACCGCAUUCGUUAAAAGUUUAUGGAUCAAAACCAACACUCAAUCUGCAGCAAGAUCCAUCAUACUCUGAGAUCUACACAGGAGAACAAGUCAAACUCACUUGUAACAUUCAAGAGCAGACGUCACAAUGGGAAUAUCAAUGGAAAAAAGAUUCUACUCAAGAAAAUAGUCACAUUUACAUCAUCCCCAGUGCUGAACUCUCUCAUGAUGGGUCAUACACUUGUCAAGUAGGAAGGAGGGGGACCACAUUUUCACAGUCUAUAAAACUGACCAUAAGAGCUCGUCCGCCUGCACUCCUGAGUCUGGAGACUGAACUGGGUGACAUUAUGACUGGGUAUAUGACUCUGAGGUGUAACGUCUCAGACGGCAGAAACUGGAACUACACCUGGUUCAUGGACGGACAGCAGCUCAACGCAUCCUCAGAUGUACUCAGAGUGACAGGAAAUGAAGAAAACAUCAGAAGGGAAUUCAAGUGCAAGGGAAUUAACACAGUGAGACCGCUGUACUCCGCUCUGAGUGACGGCUUCAUAGCCAAUAAUAUUAUAUUCAAGAGAAAAAUCCUGCUGGCCAUCUCAGGGUGUCUCGUCUGUUGUAUUGUCAUCCUGAUCAUUGGAUGCAUCAUUCUAAAAGUUACCCGUAAACCAGAGGUAAAAGAAACAGCACAAGAGGACUUGUUCUUCUCAAUGACAGACUUCAAGAACCAAACUGCUUCCCCCAUGAAGGAGUACAUGGACAACAGACCAUCAGAGCUGGAGGAUUGUGAGGAAAAAGAGGAACUGAUCACUGGUCGAGCUUCAGCCGCUCACGAGGAUGCUGUGAUUAAAGAUGAAGACACACCAGCUUCAGAAACCAAUGGCAUGACAUCAUUUAAAGGACUCUGAACUGUUUUUUCAGCAAUCCCCAUCAUGAGUUUCUGUAUUCUCUGAGACACAGAUAAACGGUAUGUGCUUGUUUCAAAACUGCAUUAGCAUGGCACUUCGUCUAGUAGCUCUUUCAAAAGCUAAAAACCAGCUUGUUACGUUUUUUCUUUUUCAAAUUGUCGAACCGAACUGCAGUAAAUAAAGAGAGUAAAUCAGGAGAAUAAAAUAUUUCUGUAUUUUAUUAUAUAAUGAAAUAUUUAUAUAUCAUAUUAUUAAACAUCUCUGUAGCCUAUAUAUCUGUACAUACACGAAUCUGUUCAUAUUGUAAACAUUGUAACACGCCACCACUGAAAACAAAAACUGUAAUCCAGUGGAUUAUUUUGUUAUUGUGAGUUAUGUGCAUAUUAAAAUUAUUAUUUUUUGGUUAUUGCUCAUUUUACAUUUAAAUAAA